This is a messenger RNA of Ostreobium quekettii, 1065 nucleotides long. The record is from the annotation of a GenBank genome assembly. Lineage: Eukaryota; Viridiplantae; Chlorophyta; Ulvophyceae; Bryopsidales; Ostreobiaceae.
AUGUGGAGUCUGUCAAGAUCCUGGGGCUGGUCAAAAGAGGACUGCAUCCUUCAUGCACUGCCACUGCAUCACAUUCAUGGCAUCGUAAACGCGCUGCACUGCGCCCAUUUCAACGGGGCACGUGUAGACUUCCUGUCGCCCUUCUCUCCUCAAAAAAUCUGGAAGCGCCUGCAGGAAGGCGACGUCACAUUGUUCAUGGGCGUUCCAACGAUGUAUGCGCAUCUUCUCUCCUGGUACGACUCGGUUUCGUCAUCCGAGCAAGCCAGCAUGCGUGAGGCCGCUUCUGGUCUGCGGCUGUUCGUGUGCGGCUCUGCUGCAUGCCCAGCGCCUGUUAUGAAGCGCUGGCAAGAUGUGACAGGCCAUCGGCUGCUGGAGAGAUAUGGAAUGACGGAGCUAGGCAUGGCGCUCUCCAACCCCCUGAAGGGAGAAAGGCGUCAGAAUUCCGUGGGUAUCCCUUUGCCUGGUGUGGAUGUGAAAAUAGUGGAAUCGCCCACCCAACAAGGGAUCACUUCCAGCGUAGAGACGCCGUUGGCUGGAAGCCAUAAACCCACACGCCCUGGGGACCCUUCUCUGCAUGUGCCAAGAGGCCCUGGCGAGUUGCGCGUCCGAGGCGAGACUUUGUUUAAGGAGUACUGGGGGAUGCCAGACGAAACCAAUGCGGCGUUCGAUGACAAUGGUUACUUCAAGACAGGGGACACGGCGGUCUUAGAAGGCGCCCCCCCUUACUACAGAAUUCUUGGUAGGACGAACGUGGACAUUAUCAAGAGUGGUGGUUACACAAUAUCGGCCCUCGAAAUAGAGAGCUGCAUAUUGGAGCACCCGGCUGUCGCUGAGUGUGCGGUUGUUGGACUUCCCGAUGAGAUUCAUGGCCAGGUGGUGGCAGCGGUUGCGGCAUGCUCGGAUGGGUCGUCGCUCAGCUUGGAUGACUUGAGAGAGUUCUGCAAGGACAUUUUGGCUGCUUACAAGAUGCCUCAGCGCCUGAGGGUAGUUAGCAGCAUACAGAGGAACGCAAUGGGGAAAGUUAACAAAAUGGACCUGGUGAAGUUGUUCCCUGACGGCGUCUAG